AUGGCACCAAGCGAGGAGACCCGCUCACUUUCUGCUCCUACUAAGGACGGCAAUGUUGACUCUCCGGUCACAGAUAAGGUUGACUCGGGAGCUCCUGCAACUGUCAGCACUCAAAAGAACACUUCAGGUCCAAAGAAAUAUCCGUGGCGAUUUUGGGCAGUCUUUGUGUCUUUGAGUGUCACCGGGCUGCUAGCCGCACUCGAGGGUACCGUGACUUCAACCGCACUGCCAACCAUCGCCAAGGAUCUUGAAGCUGGUGAGCAGUACAUCUGGUUUGUUAACGUGUAUUUUUUGACAAGCACUGCUGUUCUGCCACUAUUCGGCCAAGUUGCAGAUAUCUUCGGAAGAAAAUGGUUGAUGAUAUCAGUCGUUGCGAUGUUUGCGCUUGGCAGCGGUAUUAGUGGUGGAGCUACUACUACUGCAAUGCUUAUUGGCGGACGCGCAGUCCAAGGAGUCGGAGGAGGCGGCAUCAACAUGCUCAUUGAUCUGAUAGUGUGCGACCUGGUGCCUCUGCGUGAGCGCGGCAACUUCAUGGGUAUUAUAUUUGGUGUCUUUGCUAUUGGAACUUCACUCGGACCCUUUAUCGGUGGCGCCAUCGUCCAGAACACAACUUGGCGUUGGGUGUUCUAUUUGAAUCUUCCAAUCGCUGGUGCGGCGCUCAUACUGCUUCUGUUAUUCCUACCCGAAAGCUAUGAGGAUAAAUCGUCAUUUUCAGUCAAGAUUAAGAGAGUAGACUUUCUCGGCAAUGCUAUCCUUAUAGCAUCUGUCACCUCAGUCUUGAUAGCUCUAUCAACUGGAGGUACUCGUUAUGGGUGGGGUGACUGGCACGUUAUUGUCCCUUUGGUUAUUGGUCUGCUUGGACUUGUUGGCUUUCAAGUAUACGAAACAUGGGCAACUGAACCAGUAGUACCGAUGAGACUUUUCAGUAACCGGACUUCGGCCACCGCUCUUGGACUCACGUUUGUGCAUACAAUGUUCACUUUUUGGGUUGUUUACUUUUUGCCGGUAUAUUUCCAAUCUGUCAUCGCGGCAUCACCUACAAGAUCCGGAGUACUGCUUCUCCCUACAGUUACAUCGCUUGUACCUUUUGGCCUGAUCAGUGGACUACUCCUUGCUAAAUUUGGAAGAUAUAAGCCACUGCACAUCGCCGGCUUUGCUAUUAUGACCAUCGGAAUUGGCUGCUUCACAACUCUUGAUGCAAAUUCAUCUUUAGCAGUAUAUGUUAUACUCCAGAUUGUUGUUGGUGGAGGCUCGGGAUUGAUAUUGACCACCCUCCUCCCAGCUGUCCAAGCGCCAUUGCCUGAGAGUGACACGGCACUUGCAACUGCAACUUGGGCUUUUAUUCGAAGCUUCGGGUCAAUCUGGGGUGUUUCGAUUCCCGCCGCGAUAUUCAAUACCUAUGCCAGCAAAUAUGCAAGUCGCAUUACAGACCUGUCUGUGAGAGCUCAGAUGAGCGGAGGGAAUGCAUAUGCUCACGCCUCGAAGGACUUCAUAAACUCGUUUCAAGGCAGCCUUAGAGACGAGGUUUUGAGUGUCUUUACUGACAGUCUGAAGGUUGUGUGGCAAGUUGCUAUUGGCAUUGUUGGGUUAGCAUUCCUUCUCUCUUUCCUAGAAAAGGAGAUCAAGCUCAGGGAAGAACUCGAUACCGAGUACGGAUUGGAGAAAAAAGAAAAGUCCAAAUCUGUAGAUGCUGUGAGCUGA
Molecule: messenger RNA, 1701 nt
Organism: Glarea lozoyensis ATCC 20868
Lineage: Eukaryota; Fungi; Ascomycota; Leotiomycetes; Helotiales; Helotiaceae
Product: MFS general substrate transporter
Exons: 2
Coding region: 1-1701 (566 amino acids)
Biological process (GO): transmembrane transport
Molecular function (GO): transmembrane transporter activity
Source: RefSeq, a predicted model, not a curated record